AUGCGGAAGGCUCGCCGACAACAUUACGAAAGAGUGGCCUCUUUGGCAAAAGCAGGCGAGCUCGAGAUCCCGAUGCCAACGGACUAUCCCGAUAGAGCAGUGCUGGAGGAGGAGAAAAGGCACCGUCAGAAAACGGGUCGCGGGUUCAUAGGAAUCGGUGCCUUCCGGGACAAUGAAAACGAGUUCCCACCGAUUCCGAAUCAAGUCUACGGUGCCGCAAGGUCCUUCCGCGGAUUGAGGCAAUCAGAAAGCCCGCAGGACCUGUGGCUCCCUGAGAUGACACCGUCGGACCUCGCCAUGUUCGGACCCAUCGAAGAUGCAAUUCGCACCGCGGCCCGGGCCAUCCGGCAGGCCAACAGAGCAGCGGUGGUGGAGGUGGAGGAACGCGCCAUCCCCGGAGCCGACGCGACCAGAGACCACGGAGCAGACGCGGGCGACGACGCCGAAUUGGUUGCUCAUCGCCCAACGAAGCCAGCCGCUCCGAGCGGAGACCCAAGAGAUCGCCAGAUGGCACGGUCGCCGGGAGAGCUGACGCCGCGCUCCGCAACGUCAAGCGAAAACUCGGAGUCAGGCUACCCGAGCAGCCCCGACGGUCCCACGGAUCUCUCCAACUCAUCGGACGAUGGCGCCGGCAACUUCAGCUCGCCGGCCCAGUCAGAAUGGCAAGCGGACGACGCCGAAUACGAAGCCGAGUUCGAGGACCGAGACUUUCUCGCACUUCCGUCGACAACAAUCGAGGAAGAACAGUACAUGGGGCGGCUCAUCGAGCGAGUCCUCACCCCGUUCUUCUCCACGAGUCGAGCUCUCUACGGCCGAUCGGAACUGCCACGUCGCGCGAUCCAACUGCUGAACAUCAAACAGCUCCCCACGGAAAGCGAACUCCUCGUUCUCCGCUGCCAACUAGUUCAGACCACGUUGACCAAAGAAGCGGAACCGACCACAGGAGAAGAGUGGGCCGCGAUCACCACGGAGCAGAUCGACGAUUACAUUCGCACUAUUCUACAAUUCGGGGAGACGCUCCGAGGCGAGCAUCGGUUCAGCAAGCUCUGGCUGGAGUCAGAAAACGAUGGCAACAUCGGAAAGCAUCUAGCCAGAUGGGCAAAGUUCAUCCCCACGGUCACCCUCUUCGUAAAAGGGAACGACUACUGCAUCAGGAAAUGGAACAGCAACUACUUCCACGGGACCAACUACCCGCACUUCAGCCUCGACGUCCUCGAGGAGGAAGCGCCCAUGAGAGACGGUCCACUCGAAAAGGAAGACCCGCUGUACGAUGACUUCACGUCCGAGGCAACGCUCAACGAACUGAUCAGCGACAUCGUCGAGCAGGGACGACCGACAGAGGACACCACGGUCCGCCGUAAUCAGAACCGCCGAGCCUUGCAGCUCCUAGUGAGCCAGGGACGACCUUGUGGCUUCCACGCCCUCGUGGCCCGCACGGCGCUACUGCAGAGGACACUCACAGGAGCCCAGGAGCCACCGGCGGCUCUCCGCCUCAGCUCUGGCACCGACCUUCGGGAGUACCACGGGAAGCUCUCAGACAUCGCCAUGUUCGUGCUCGACGCCUCCAUCUCCAUUCCGUGCGCUCUCUCCUCAGACCACGCACUGAUUCACCGGUGGCCCGAUACGGCGACGGUCCUGGUGAUCCCGACGAGCGAGUAUUGGACAUCCAAUCGAUCCGAAGACUUGUGGAAGUUUCUGAGCAUCCGCUGGAAAGAACUGCGGUACAAGCUCAAAUGGUCUCCGACGGAAGAAGAGGUCGACUCGCACCCGGAUCCGAUCGGACACACCACGGUUGCGGCCGAGCCGCCACGUCGCUAA
Molecule: messenger RNA, 1818 nt
Organism: Caenorhabditis sp. 36 PRJEB53466
Lineage: Eukaryota; Metazoa; Nematoda; Chromadorea; Rhabditida; Rhabditidae
Source: the annotation of a GenBank genome assembly